AGGUAUGACCCAGAUGCAGACAGUGUUGAAGAAACAAAACAGUUUAUUUCUAGUACAGGGGCAGGCAAACGACAUGUCAAAGGCAGGCAGGGGUAAAGGGUCCAGAACGGCAGGCAGUUUCAGGUUCAGGGCAGGCAGGGGUAAAGGGUCCAGAACGGCAGGCAGUUUCAGGUUCAGGGCAGGCAGGGGUAAAGGGUCCAGAACGGCAGGCAGUUUCAGGUUCAGGGCAGGCAGGGGUAAAGGGUCCAGAACGGCAGGCAGUUUCAGGUUCAGGGCAGGCAGGGGUAAAGGGUCCAGAACGGCAGGCAGUUUCAGGUUCAGGGCAGGCAGGGGUAAAGGGUCCAGAACGGCAGGCAGUUUCAGGUUCAGGGCAGGCAGGGGUAAAGGGUCCAGAACGGCAGGCAGUUUCAGGUUCAGGGCAGGCAGGGGUAAAGGGUCCAGAACGGCAGGCAGUUUCAGGUUCAGGGCAGGCAGGGGUAAAGGGUCCAGAACGGCAGGCAGUUUCAGGUUCAGGGCAGGCAGGGGUAAAGGGUCCAGAACGGCAGGCAGUUUCAGGUUCAGGGCAGGCAGGGGUAAAGGGUCCAGAACGGCAGGCAGUUUCAGGUUCAGGGCAGGCAGGGGUAAAGGGUCCAGAACGGCAGGCAGUUUCAGGUUCAGGGCAGGCAGGGGUAAAGGGUCCAGAACGGCAGGCAGUUUCAGGGUCAGGGCAGGCAGGGGUCAAUUAUACAGUGAGGUGGGCCAAGGAAUGAAAUGGAAGGCAGGCUCAAGGCAGGCAGAAGGGUCAAAAGGACUAGGAUACAGGAGCAAGAAACAGACGGGCGCAAGGGAACCAACGCUGGUAGGUUUCACAAGCAAAACGAACAGGCAACAGUCAAACGGAGAACAUGGGUAUAAAUACACAGGGGAAGAUGGGCGACACCUGGAGGGGGGUGGAAACAAGCACAAAGACAGGUGAAACAUAUCAGGGUGU
Molecule: messenger RNA, 970 nt
Organism: Oncorhynchus keta (chum salmon)
Lineage: Eukaryota; Metazoa; Chordata; Actinopteri; Salmoniformes; Salmonidae
Product: translation initiation factor IF-2-like
Exons: 2
Coding region: 5-955 (316 amino acids)
Source: RefSeq, a predicted model, not a curated record